This is a messenger RNA of Podospora anserina S mat+, 1596 nucleotides long. RefSeq lists its product as uncharacterized. The coding region runs from base 1 to 1596 and encodes 531 amino acids. The transcript is spliced from 2 exons. NCBI's taxonomy places the organism in Eukaryota, Fungi, Ascomycota, Sordariomycetes, Sordariales, Podosporaceae. The record is from RefSeq and is a predicted model, not a curated record.
AUGACGUUGGUAUCAAUGAGGCCCCAUAGGGUGGCUCUUCAAACGCCGAAGGAGCGACAGCAACAGAAUGCGGCGAGGCAGGGCAACCUGGAUUCUCAACAGGGCCAUCAAAGGUUACCACACCGAAGUAAUGAGGCGGAAACCGACGCCGGCGCCGAGGGACAGGCUCCGAAACCCCGCAUUGGAGGAUCGACCAACCGAGCCAACGCCGAUGCCAGACCCCGAUCCGCCAACGGAAAAGCUCCGAGUCCGUUACCUGAAAACGAGCCCGCAAAGCGAAGUCGACAGGAUGGUCCUCAUUCAUCUUUCAGAGGAAUGGAGGUUGCCGGAGGCCAGGUUGCCGCUAAGCUGGUCCUCGACGAAGCUCUUAGCCGACAUACAGCGUUUGGACAGCCCCUCAUGCCUGGGAUGGACUUCAACAGGGAGUCGGUUGAGUUAUACUCUCAACAGCUCGUCGAACAUGUUGUGUCCAACUUCGAUAACCAGCAGCAUCUAGAUAACGAAGAGAGGGCGUUUACCUGGGGUUCAAUCCAAUCCCUCAUGGAUCUCGCUUUGCGUGAAGCCCGGGUCCAAGGGACCAUGUUGACACUUCUUUUGCAGCGUGGACCAUUGAACGCUCCACACAAUGUCCAUGAAAUCGGCAAGAUCUCAACUCAGAUGCACAAGACGCAUUCACAGGCCAUGAAGAAAUUUAAAGCUUGGCAGUACGACCUUCCAUUUCCUAUUUCCGGACCAAGCGCCCAGUCUUCUGGAGCUACUAUGUCGCAAUCGUCCACAGUUGCAGAAUCUCAGAUGCGAGCAGCGACUCUGAUGUCAUCUCCCGCCUCUUCUGCGUCGGUCAAUAACCCCAUUGGAUCGGGCUCACAACCGUCAGCAGUUGCACCACCUCAGGCCCAGGCUAUGCCUCGGAUGUCAUCUCGUGGCUCUUCAGUUGGACUACAGACCCUCACCGAGUUAGGCGCCGCAUUGCCCACUCUUCAGGAUGUCAACAACACAGCCUCCACCCGUCGGCAACAAGGCAAGGUUCAGAGCCCAGCGAGGCGAUCAGCAACAUAUGCUCAGAUGCAGGCAUUUGUUCAGAACGGAGCACAGACCCAGCGCGGCCAGAUGCAACCUGUCGAAUCUAGAAUGACAGUUAGGCAGGCGAUGCCUCAAGGAAACAGCCUGAUACAAGCUCCAAAUGAACCUCGUCUGGACAUGGCCAGACACGGGGAUACACCCAGCGUUAUGAAUACGGUCAGGUUCAAGGCUCUUGCCACGCUCAGAUUUAUGGUCAAGCUCAGCCUCAGAGUUAUGUUCAAGCUCAGCUUUGGAGACACGCUCAGUCUCAGCCGGAGGGUUACGGCCAUACUCAACUUCGGGUAUACGGACAGCCUCAAGCUCAAGGCUAGAGCCAUACUCAAACUCAACGCUACGGCCACAAUCAAACUCGAGGCUACGGCCAUAGUCAACCUCAGUGAUACGGUCAGAGUCAAGCUCAAGGCUGCGGUCAAACUCAAGCUUCACUUCCCGGAGGAAGGCCGGUCUAGGGAGCCGUUUAAAACCAUCCGACUAAACUUUCCGGGAUGGAAACUUCAAGCCACUCGAAGGAUUUAA